AUUUGAUGCUAUCACACUGUAUUAGUGCAGUAUUUUAUUAUAAUGUUAUUCACAGUAUUGCAAUCUUUUUGAACUGUGCAACUUAUCCUCAAGAGAAGCACAUCUUCUGCAACAAUGAUCGUAAAUGCAAUAUAUGUAUGACAUCUAGUUGGUUAACAUCAUGUGCUUUAAUAAGUGGAAGAGUGAACAUGUAUUUAUAUUAUUUAUAAGACCAAAUCAUAUUUUGACUUUCACUUUCAGGUAAAUGAUGUGUUGUUUGUGUGACAGUCUCAUUCUGAAUUAAUUCUACUAUUUGGGGAAAAUGUUACACCCUAAACUUAGUAUGUGAUUCCUAGUAUUAAAGUGUGUUAUUGCCUUUGUGAGGCAUUCACAUAGUUUUGUUUUUGGUUGGAUAAAAUUAAGGGUGAAUGCUUUUUGUACAAAAAAUGUAAUGACAAGUUUAUUGGUUGUAGGUUUAUUUCAUCAGUGCAUAAUUCCUUGAAUCAUUUAAGUAUUCCUCCAACUGUGGGAACAUGCAAAUAAGAACACAUUGUAAGUUCAAAUUUGAGGUAAUAUUUUUAAAUGUUGCAGGAUCCUCAAAUCAGCUCAAUGAAUUCCUCAUCUUAUGGCUACAACGUGUCAACUGUUGUAACUUAUCGAGACUCUUACAGCACAGCUGUGGCCAAAAAUGUGAUUGUUCUGGCUCUUGGUCUUACCAUCAAUUAUAUCAAUGGUACCCUGAUUCACACCUUCAGAAAACACCAGAUAUUUUAUGUGAAUCCUCGUUACAUCCUAUUCAUCCACCUGGUGGUGAACGAUAUGAUCCAGCUGACUACGACAAUAAGUCUGUUUGUUUCAAGUUAUAUCUUCUACAAAAUUAAUGUUUCUCUUUGUUGCUUGAUCCUUACCUUAGCUGUCUUCACCACCCUGAACACGCCAUUAAAUUUAGCUGUCAUGGCAGUGGAGUGCUACAUUGCUAUUUGUUUACCACUGCGGCACGCUGAGCUGUGUACAAUCAAAAGAACAUAUAUUCUGAUUGGAUGUAUUUGGGCCAUGAGUGCAGUCUCAACCCUGCCAGAUGUGUUCAUUAUUUUUGCAACAGAGCCUAUUCAGUUGUUUCAUUCCACAAUUUUCUGUGAAAAGGAUAAUCUGUUCCGACACCCUAUACACUUGAAAAAGAGGGACGUUUCCUAUAUAAUUUAUCUUGUUGGUGUUUGGCUCAUUCUCUUCUACACUUACAUCAGGAUCUUCUUAGCUGCUAAAGAUGCUAAAGCUGCUAAAUCAGCUGAUGGAAAUGCAAAUAAGACCAGAAAUACCAUCCUGCUCCAUGGCUUUCAGCUACUGUUGUGCAUGCUAACCUAUGUGUCUCCUGUGUUUAACAAGACUCUGUUCUACUGGUUUCCUAAACAUUAUUUACAUGUCAUCUUUAUUUCCUACAUCAUCAUCCAGAUAUCUCCCAGGUUUGUCAGUCCUAUUGUGUACGGGAUACGGGACAAGACAUUUAGACAGCAUUUGAAAAAGUAUCUGCUGUGUGCAGCGAGAGCGAGCAUCAAACCGUGGACUGCGGCAAAAUUGAUGUUCCUGUACUAGAUAACAAACUAGAUAGAUAAAUCUUAUUAAAGUAUUUCCAAUUGUAAAUACCCCUGAGGACAAAGAGAAUAUGCCUUUUCAGUGUGAAAGUACCCAAGUACAAAGAACACCACAUUUUCAUUUCCUGCAGUCGGAUGAAUUAUAUUAAGCACGAUAAGCAUUGCAUCAGUCAUUUCACAUAGAACAAUCAACCUCAUGAUGGUGCUAGAGAAAAAGACAGUAGAGUUCAACCUCUGUGGAUUAUGAAUGCUAAUGACUUUUCAAGGCAGUUCAUCAGAUGAAAUAGUUUGAGAUAUACCGACAGACCAACAUUGCCAUCCAUAAACUAUUUCAAAGCAUCAGUUCCAGCUAAAAAUGAGAGGCAUGCUAACAUUACCAUCAUGUUUUGUACAUUUCUUGCACACUUUUUGUGGCUUUGAUGCUGUUGUUACAUCACAUUACAUGUUUGUGUUGCUGUGCUUCACCACAGCACAUAGAUUAAUAAAUGAUGAAUACGCAUGAAAUAAAAAAGUUAUAAACCACUGA
Dicentrarchus labrax (European seabass) is the source of this 2094-nucleotide messenger RNA. RefSeq names its product odorant receptor 131-2-like. Gene Ontology annotation, molecular function: G protein-coupled receptor activity. NCBI's taxonomy places the organism in Eukaryota, Metazoa, Chordata, Actinopteri, Moronidae. The coding region runs from base 562 to 1569 and encodes 335 amino acids. Gene Ontology annotation, biological process: G protein-coupled receptor signaling pathway. The record is from RefSeq and is a predicted model, not a curated record. The transcript is spliced from 2 exons. Gene Ontology annotation, cellular component: membrane.